Messenger RNA from Perca flavescens (yellow perch), 1691 nucleotides. It is a transcript of the gene eva1c, whose product is annotated as eva-1 homolog C (C. elegans). NCBI's taxonomy places the organism in Eukaryota, Metazoa, Chordata, Actinopteri, Perciformes, Percidae. Bases 333 to 1616 code for a protein of 427 amino acids. Gene Ontology annotation, molecular function: carbohydrate binding. The record is from RefSeq and is a predicted model, not a curated record. The transcript is spliced from 9 exons.
GCUGUUACUGUAAGUCGCUUUCAGUUUCCACAUGCAUCUAUUCACAAAUCUGCGGUGUUGAACAAGAGGAGAGUCGGACUGGGAGGAUCACCACGCGGCGGUUAAUCAUCUCGUCUCUCAGUUUUGACCAACUUGUUGCGCAGCUGCUAUUUCUAACCUCCUCUGUGGUCCGUCGGCGCAGUGGGACAGGGGCUGCUCUUAUUCACCAGCACACAAGGCGCUGUUUUGUGCUUCAUUGGCCAUAAGAAGAUGACGGUUUUGUAUGGAUUGUUAUGAAGUCCAGCAGCCUACAGUGAAUUUUGCAGUCUCUUUAAUAUGAUCUCAGAAACGGGAUGCAAGUCAUGAGCUGGACGCGUCCUUGCCACGGACUAGACUGGAGCCACAGCCUCUUCUACCUGACUUUACUCCUGUGGACCAGACGCAUGACUGGACUGGCUGACUUUUCAAACUACCUGUCCAGGAUCAUCACCAGUCACUCCGCUCAAGCGUGUGACGGACAGCCUCUGCGACUCCACUGUCCACGUCACUCCGCCAUCUCCAUCCAGUCUGCCUUCUAUGGGAGCGGCGAGGCGCGGCUGUGUAGAGCAGACCCAGACCCUCCGCUCAGAACCCACAACCACAGCUGCUCAGCUUUUACUGCUCUACAGAAGCUGCUGUCGGAGUGUCAGAGCCACAGAGAUUGCCAGCUGCCUGUCAACCACCUGCUGUUUGGGAAGGACCCCUGUCCUGGCACUACCAAAUACCUCCAUGUGGACUACAAGUGUAAACCAAAUGAACACAAAAGACAUGUGGUGUGUGAGGGGGAGACGAUGAUUCUGCGCUGUAAGCCCCCCAAGGCUCUGAACAUCUAUGCAGCUGUCUAUGGGAGAAGUCUUGGCCAGACUGACACCUGCCCCUCACGCCUGACAAGACCACCCCCAUUUGAGUGUCUGAACCACGAGGCUGUACACUUGGUGUCCAAGUCCUGCUACAGCAAACAGAAGUGUGCUGUUGCUGUAAGCAACCAGACCUUUAGGGACCCCUGCUUUCCAGGAACCAGGAAGUACCUCAGUGUGGUCUAUUCUUGUGUAGUACCGCAGACUUUACUAAGAGAGGCAGACCCUUACAUAUUCAGCUCCACCUCGUCUCCCACUGUGGACACAGAAAAAGCAGCCCCUCCUGUAGAUCUGGAGGAGCAUUUUCCCAAAGGGUCAAGAAAGCCAGACAACUCAGGAGCCAUGAUGAGCACCUCUCUCCUGACCUAUGCCUACAUCAAAGAGCAUCCAGAAAUGGCAGGGCUGCUGUUCACCUCCAGUGUGUGUGUUGGUCUUCUGCUCACACUGUUGGCUGUAUCGGUCCGAGUGACCUGCAGAGCCAGACGCCAGCUCGGAGAUCACAGACUCGCACCCAAGUCUCAUAUCCAGGCUUUCAACUGCCAGGAGGAGGACGAUGAUGAUGAUGACGAAGAGGGAACAGAAAGCUCUUUAAUCUCAGCCGCAGAAAGGAAGGCGAUACACGGCUGGGAGGAAGGGACUUAUGUGAGCGAGGCAGCCGAACGGGCGGAGAGGAUUGAGCGCAGGGAGAUGAUCAUACAGGAGAUAUGGAUGAAUGCCUAUAUGAAUGGCAGCUCAUGUUAGAGGUCCCAUGGCAUGCUGCUUUUUGGAUGCUUUUAUAUAGGCCUCAGUGGUCCCCUAAUACUGUAUCUGAACUCU